Messenger RNA from Aspergillus pseudoviridinutans, 2463 nucleotides. RefSeq lists its product as uncharacterized. The coding region runs from base 1 to 2463 and encodes 820 amino acids. Gene Ontology annotation, molecular function: FAD binding; transmembrane transporter activity. Lineage: Eukaryota; Fungi; Ascomycota; Eurotiomycetes; Eurotiales; Aspergillaceae. The record is from RefSeq and is a predicted model, not a curated record. The transcript has 5 exons. Gene Ontology annotation, biological process: transmembrane transport.
AUGGUCAAGGCUGGCCAAGGAAUGAAUGUGUCAAUGAUGGAUUCGUACAAUUUAGCCUGGAAACUGGUGUAUUCCCUCCAUGGCCUCACUCCUAGUUCGGCGGUCCCCGGACAAGCCGAUGCUAUAGUGGAUACAUAUCACUCUGAGCGCCAUACAAUCGCCCAAGAACUCAUCGAGUUCGAUCGUGCAUUCUCAUCCAUGUUCUCCGGCAAGAUUGGGGCGUCAGAGGAUGGAGUCGAGGGGCUCACCCACGAACAGUUCCUCCAAGUUUUUAGCACGGGCAAUGGAUUCACUAGUGGUUGUGGUAUUGAGUAUCAUGGCAGCCUAAUGGUGGAGAAGGCUUCGGAUGACGUUGCAGAAAACCCAAUUACCGGGACAGAUUACCUGUCCGGUGUCCUUCGUCCAGGCAGAAGAUUACUUGACGUCCGUUGCACGCGCCAUGCAGACGGCAACAGACGUCACUUGCAUGACGACUUUCUGUCGACAGGUCGCUUCCGCAUUCUUUGUCUCACAUCUUCGGAUCUACUGGAACCCAAGGGGGUUUCCGCCCAGGUAUUGACCUCUCUAGGAUCAUCUGUCCUUCCACGAUUCCCGCCAAACAUUAUUGAGCAGGUGGUUAUCCAUCCUCGCUUGGGUAAGACAUUCAUGUGGCAGGACGUGCCGAGUGAACUCAAGAAACACUCGGAGAUGCGGUUCUACAACGGUUACGAGUUAGACGAUGUGUACAAGAUCUACGGCGUGGACGAGACGAGGGGUGCUUUGGCUGUCGUUCGACCUGAUGGAUAUGUUGGCAUGGUGGCGGCGUUGGAGGACGUAAAGCGUGUACAGGAGUACUUAGAGAGGCACCUGGAUGAUCAGUCAGUCUACCACAGCGAUGACAACGCUCCUGAAGCCCAUGCAGUAGAUUCACCUGCAGAGGAUCAUGACGAGAAGCAGGGGACCCCCGUGCUUGAAGUUAGAGGAGGAAUCUUGAACGAACGUGACACUGACUUGGAAGCGGCUGCUCGUGAUCAGAGUGCGCUGGAAAAGUCACGAACGGCCAAGUCUGAUAAAUCACGGGAUCCUAAACUGGUAACAUGGGAUGGCCCCGAUGACCCUGAGAACCCUAAGAAUUGGUCAAACAAUAAGAAAUGGGCUGCUAUUAUCACGGUCUCCCUCUUCACUUUUAUCUCUCCAGUGUCUUCGUCCAUGGUUGCCCCUGCGUUGCCGUCGAUUGCAAGCGAUUUCCAUAUCGAGGACCAGGUCUCUUCCCAGCUCACUCUCUCCAUUUUCGUGUUGGCCUAUGCCGUCGGACCUCUGUUUCUGGGGCCGCUUUCUGAGAUUUACGGAAGAGUUAUCGUUCUGCAGUUGGCCAACUUGUUCUAUCUCGUGUUCAACAUCGCAUGCGGUGUCUCGCAAACUAAGGGGCAGAUGAUCGCUUUUCGAUUUCUGUCUGGCCUGGGAGGCAGUGCCCCGUUAGCUGUUGGUGGAGGUGUUCUUUCGGACUGUUUUAAACCAGAAGAGCGCGGGAAAAGUGUUGCAAUCUACAGCCUUGCUCCGCUUCUUGGUCCAGCUGUCGGCCCUAUAGUCGGUGGCUUCAUCUCUCAAGACACCACCUGGCGCUGGGUCUUUUAUGCCACCUCCAUCGCCGACGGAGUCAUCCAAUUUGCAGGGUUAUUCUUCCUCCGUGAAACAUACGCCCCCAAGAUUCUGAAACGGAGAGCAGAGCGGAUCCGGAAGGAGACGGGUGAUUCGACGUACCAGACCGAAACUGAGCGACAGAACAAAACCCUUUCUCAAACAAUGCAGACUGCGCUUGUGCGGCCGUUCCGCCUCUUGUCCACCCAGCCUAUCGUUCAAGUUCUGGCCCUGUACAUGGCCUUCAUUUAUGGCACGAUGUACCUCGUCCUUUCGACCUUCAGCUCUCUGUGGACUGGUGUUUACCACGAAUCUACGGGCAUUGGUGGUCUGAACUACAUCUCCCUAGGCUUGGGAUUCUGGUUGGGCUCUCAGAUAUGCGCUCCACUGAAUGACCGCAUUUACCGCCGGCUCAAAGCCCGUAACAACAACGUCGGCAGGCCCGAAUUUCGAGUACCUCUCCUGAUUGUGGGCGCUUUCCUCACCCCGGUUGGUCUCUUUAUUUAUGGCUGGACCGCUCAGUUUCGCUGCCACUGGAUCGCUCCUAACAUUGGUGCCUGUCUCUUCGGUGCUGGGAACAUCAUUGCCUUCCAGUGCAUCCAGACCUACAUGGUGGAUACAUACACGAGAUUUGCUGCCAGCGCCCUAGCCGCGGUGGCUUUCUUACGUUGCAUAUGUGGAUUUGCCUUUCCGCUAUUUGCGCCAUACAUGUACAACGCUCUACACUACGGAUGGGGCAACAGUUUAUUGGCCUUUGUGUCUAUUGGUCUGGGUAUACCGGCACCUAUAUUCCUCUGGAAGUAUGGGGAGAUCCUGCGCAAACGCAGCCCAUACGCGGCAGGUUAG